Carcharodon carcharias (great white shark) is the source of this 1896-nucleotide messenger RNA. RefSeq names its product ring finger protein 34a (gene rnf34a). The transcript is spliced from 7 exons. The record is from RefSeq and is a predicted model, not a curated record. Gene Ontology annotation, cellular component: cytoplasm; plasma membrane. Gene Ontology annotation, biological process: negative regulation of extrinsic apoptotic signaling pathway via death domain receptors; proteasome-mediated ubiquitin-dependent protein catabolic process; protein K48-linked ubiquitination. The coding region runs from base 139 to 1254 and encodes 371 amino acids. Gene Ontology annotation, molecular function: ubiquitin protein ligase activity. Lineage: Eukaryota; Metazoa; Chordata; Chondrichthyes; Lamniformes; Lamnidae.
GGGGCCGGGUUGUGCGCAGCCGCGCUAGCAGGAGAACGAGUGUCCGUUUACCGGACUCUGCUCGAGCUCCUCAGCUUCGGGCACCCAAAGGCCGGACAUGUUGCUAUAGUUUCGGGGCGCGGGUACGGAGUAAUUGUCAUGAAGGCUGGGGCCACAUCGAUGUGGGCUUCAUGUUGUGGUCUGCUGAAUGAAGUAAUGGGUACUGGAACAGUGCGUGGACAGCAACCCGGGUUCAGUGGAGGUACAGGGCCAUUCAGAUUUGCCCACAGCACAGGAUAUUCUUCAUAUCCCUCCCCAAUGCCUGAAGUCCCAAAUAUAGUCUGUAAAGGCUGUGGUCAGGCCUUUUCUCUCUUUAGGAAGAAGUACAUAUGUCAGGAGUGCAAGAAGAAUUUCUGUUCAUUCUGUUCAGUGAUGCAAGAAAGUCUACGAAGGUGCUACACAUGCCAAGUGUUACAACAAACUUCCUUCCAGCGUAACGAGCUCAUGAAAAUAAAAGUCAAAGAUCUACGAGAGUAUCUGAGUUUAAGAAACAUACCCAUAGAAACAUGUCGUGAAAAAGAAGACUUGGUACAGCUUGUAUUGAGCCAUCAUGAAUCAGAUGCUGAUGGUGUAGACACUGAGAAUAUACGUUCGUCAAGAUCACAGAGUUCACAAUUUUAUACUAACCCUCCCGUCACCACCUCAGCAUCAGCAGCACCAUCUUCUCAGGGGAUUUCCACCAAUCAAAGACCUAGCUCAGGAACUCCAAACAUGCAACAGGGGAGAGAAAAUACAACAUCUCCAAUGAGUAGAGGAUCUGAAUCACAACAAAAUCAGGAAUAUGCAAAUGGAACCAAUGAUGAUAUUCCACCUAAAAAAACACGAGCCUCAUUAUCAGACCUUUCCAGUACUGAUGAUGUUGAAGCAUUGACUGUUCGUCAGCUGAAGGAAAUACUGGCUCGCAACUUUGUCAGUUUUUCAGGGUGUUGUGAAAAAUGGGAAUUGGUGGAAAGAGUGAAGAGAUUAUUCAAAGAAACAGAAGAAAAUCGCAAGUUUUUGGAAAAUGGAAGUAACCCAGCUGUAGCUGCUGUUGAAGAACACAUGCAGCUGGGCAGUGAUGAGAAUCUCUGCAGGAUCUGUAUGGAUGCAGUGAUUGAUUGCGUUCUCCUCGAAUGUGGUCAUAUGGUCACUUGCACCAAGUGUGGAAAGCGCAUGAAUGAAUGCCCUAUAUGUCGACAAUAUGUUGUUAGGGCAGUGCACGUCUUUAAAUCUUAAAUUUGGGAGGUGUUUGAAUGAAAGAUCUCCUGUUAAGAUACAUCAAACUCAAUGAGGAAAAGUUUUCUGACUAUCAAUUACAGUAAUUUGUUGUGGCAAUUUUGGAUAAUGGUAGAAGAAUGGAAUUUCUUAAUUUACUAACAGUUUUAUCAUCGCUUAUUACUGGAAGCCUUAAAGAAAUCAGUGUAAAACCAACACAAUGCUAAGGUGCAAAAAAAUAGAUAUUACUGAAUUAUAAGAGUUAUCAAAGCUAGGACAGACUAAAUGAAAGAUAUGCAGGAGACAAUGCAAAAUUCUAUUUUAAACUUUUCAUAUCACUUUUAUAAGUCUCCUUAAACAUUUACCAUUUAAUGGAUUACGUGGUGUGGUAGUGUAUUAAUUGUGGUGCAGCUUGCUCUGGAUAUGAAUUUGAGCAUUUAGUAGUGCUCAGUAUAAGAACAGGAAGGAAACCUCAAGCGAUCUUGUAUCAUUUGCUGCCAACUGCCUUGUUUUAGUUUUGUCAUUUUUUGCUUUCUGUACUUUGUAAAUCAUGUUUUUGAAAUUCAAUUUAACUAAUAAAGAAUUGAAUUUAAUGUAGCAAUUCUGUCAGUGAAUUUUGACAAGUUCUGAAAUUAAUAAAAUCAAGAAUAUAAUUUGCAACAA